GAGGUGGCGCUGUUGAGCGGCGAAUGUAUACUUCAACAGGAUACCGGCGAGGAGCAGCAAACUGAAAGCAAUCUUCCCAGCUUGAGUAAAAGUACGUCAACUUAUACCCUUCGACUUAAGGAUAUAUCGGGUGGCGUGAGAAAAUGUCUCGCAGAUAUGAUUCCCGGACAACUAUAUUUUCUCCUGAAGGGCGGCUUUAUCAGGUGGAAUAUGCAAUGGAAGCCAUUGGUCAUGCUGGAACAUGCCUGGGGAUUCUAGCAAAUGAUGGAGUUCUAUUAGCAGCAGAGAGACGCAACAUCCACAAGCUGCUCGACGAAGUUUUCUUCUCUGAGAAGAUUUACAAGCUCAAUGAAGACAUGGCUUGCAGUGUAGCAGGGAUCACGUCAGAUGCUAAUGUGCUGACAAAUGAGCUGCGGCUAAUUGCUCAGAGGUAUUUAUUGCAGUAUCAGGAGCCAAUACCAUGUGAGCAGCUGGUCACAGCCCUGUGCGACAUAAAGCAAGCAUACACACAGUUUGGAGGCAAGAGACCAUUUGGUGUUUCUCUGCUUUACAUGGGCUGGGACAAACAUUAUGGCUUCCAGUUGUACCAGAGUGACCCCAGUGGCAACUAUGGAGGCUGGAAGGCAACCUGUAUUGGCAACAACAGCGCUGCUGCAGUGUCCAUGUUGAAGCAGGACUACAAAGAAGGAGAGAUGACCCUCUCUUCUGCCCUGGCAUUGGCCGUUAAAGUCCUCAACAAAACAAUGGAUGUCAGCAAGCUCUCAGCAGAGAAAGUGGAGAUUGCCACCUUGACACGGGAAGAUGGAAAAACAAAAAUUAAGGUGCUGAAACAGAAAGAGGUAGAGGAACUCAUCAAGCGGCAUGAGGCUGAGGAAGCCAAGGCUGAAAAAGACAAAAAGGAGAAGGAGCAGAAAGAGAAGGACAAAUAAGAAAAAAUAUUUUUUCCCACCUGUUGUCAGAAAAUCCUGUAUUGUUUUGUCUUUUUCAAUAAACACUUAGAAACUAA
This is a messenger RNA of Melanotaenia boesemani (Boeseman's rainbowfish), 1006 nucleotides long. RefSeq names its product proteasome subunit alpha type-4. The transcript is spliced from 9 exons. NCBI's taxonomy places the organism in Eukaryota, Metazoa, Chordata, Actinopteri, Atheriniformes, Melanotaeniidae. Gene Ontology annotation, biological process: ubiquitin-dependent protein catabolic process. Bases 144 to 929 code for a protein of 261 amino acids. Gene Ontology annotation, cellular component: proteasome core complex; cytosol; nucleus. The record is from RefSeq and is a predicted model, not a curated record.